Messenger RNA from Acyrthosiphon pisum (pea aphid), 1373 nucleotides. RefSeq lists its product as uncharacterized. Bases 186 to 905 code for a protein of 239 amino acids. The transcript has 2 exons. The record is from RefSeq and is a predicted model, not a curated record. NCBI's taxonomy places the organism in Eukaryota, Metazoa, Arthropoda, Insecta, Hemiptera, Aphididae.
AUCCAAUAGAUGAGAAUAUUGUUUAAAAAAAAAUAUUAAAUAAAAAUAUACAAUUUAUACAAUAUAAAUAAUGAUAUAUAGUAUACAUAUAAUUAAAUAGAAAUGCAGCUGCAGACAGUAGUAACUAUCUCUCAUUCUUAGUAAAACAUGAAAAAUCUGAUAAAACAGCAAAAUUUAUAACUAGAAUGUUAAGUACAAAAAAUGUAAAAAUAACUAAUUUGUAUAAAGAACGAAUAGAAUUAUUGGCACUACAUUACCCAUAUAAUGAUAAAGAGCAUACUCUAGUAGGUAAUAUACAACUAAUUGAUGUUAUGGGAACAUUAACAUCUACAAUAACAAAACUAUUCAACAAUUUGCCAUCAUAUACAAAAGUGAAUGUUUGCAAAAAUAUGUUAUGUCCUAAUUAUAUGACUGUACAAAAAUACCCAGUCCUUUCGUUAUGUGCUUUUGAUGGUUACAUAAAUGUACAAGAAGAAAUUGAAAAAUAUUUUUUAACUGAAGAAGUAGACUGUAUUGAAUAUCCGUCAAGAAGGAAACACACAUUCAAUGCAAAAUCCCAUACAUUGAUUGAGCUUGUGUCACUUCCAAAAGAACUUGAAGCAUCGACAAGUUAUGCAGACAUUACUGAAAUCUGUAAUGUUCCUCAAAAUUAUGUAAAACCAGUUUUAUGGGACUUGGAGGAAAUACCGAAAAUAUUGAUAAUAAGAACCAAAGAAUACUAUUUAAGAAGUGCAAUCGUAUUUGUAAGUGGGGAUCGCUCUGGUCUAAGAGUAUCCACUGGACAUUAUAAGUCAAUAGUAUGGCGAGACAAUGAUCGGUGGGAAGUGUAUGAUGACCUUAAAGAAACAGCUACAAAUCUCCAUGGAAAAAAACAAAAUGUAGAAUUUUUAAUAUACACAAUAUAAAGUUUUUGAUGAAUUUUAUUUAUUUAUUUAUAACUUUAUUACCAACUUAAAAUAUUGUAGCACAAAUUUGAUAUAAAAAAGACAGUACUAGAUUAAAAUUGACAAUGGUGUUAAUGGCAUAAGAGGUAAAACAGAAAUUAAGAAGAUAUUGAUUAUUUAGAGAGCAAUAAAAAAAAGGAAAAAUAUAAAAUAAACAGUUCUGUGCUUUAGUAGAGAAUAAUAUUCAAGAGAAAAGAAAAAGCCAAUGUUUAAAAAAAAAGUAUUGACAUAGAUGUUCCAGAAUCUACCUAGUAAGAUGAAAUUAUAAUAGUUUUUUUAUAGAAUUAUAAAUUAAUCAACAACUAUUCCUACCUACAAGGUUGUGCAGUAUCUUAGAUACAAUAUUGAUACAAGAUACUCGCUAACACCCGUUAGAUGAAAUUGAAAUUGUAUUAUUUUUUUUUUUUUUUGGGGGGGGGGGGGGCUAAC